AUGCAGCAAGGAACUGGGGAUCUUCUCGACAGUCAUUGCGCAGUGGUCCGGCGUAAUGCACAGUUGCUUCGCGAGGGGCAAGCCAGGACAAGGGUGUCUGUCGGAUGGAAUCGAAAUAUCGAGCACGGCAGCUCACAACGGGGCUCCCCCAAUCCCAAACCAGAGAACAAAGGGUACAGCUACGAACUAUCUACGUGCGAGUUACAGUCGCUGCGAAAGAUUGGACGCAGUUUGUUGCUCUCCGCCCUAUCCUCCCCUUGUCGGGUUGCUGCUCGGCUCUCCAAGCGAAUUUCUGCGGCGCAAUCCUUUGGCCCCCGACAGACGCCUGCUAGUUCCUCACCCAAUCCCACUGUUCAAAACGUUUUGUGUAGUGGAUAUAUAGCGACUGGAGGUGAUAUAGGUUUUCAGCUGGACUAA
Coccidioides immitis RS is the source of this 417-nucleotide messenger RNA. RefSeq lists its product as uncharacterized. The record is from RefSeq and is a predicted model, not a curated record. The transcript has 2 exons. NCBI's taxonomy places the organism in Eukaryota, Fungi, Ascomycota, Eurotiomycetes, Onygenales, Onygenaceae. The coding region runs from base 1 to 417 and encodes 138 amino acids.